Messenger RNA from Beta vulgaris subsp. vulgaris (sugar beet), 1298 nucleotides. RefSeq names its product ADP,ATP carrier protein ER-ANT1. Gene Ontology annotation, cellular component: mitochondrial inner membrane. The record is from RefSeq and is a predicted model, not a curated record. Gene Ontology annotation, molecular function: ATP:ADP antiporter activity. Gene Ontology annotation, biological process: mitochondrial ADP transmembrane transport; mitochondrial ATP transmembrane transport. Bases 61 to 1017 code for a protein of 318 amino acids. The transcript has 3 exons. NCBI's taxonomy places the organism in Eukaryota, Viridiplantae, Streptophyta, Magnoliopsida, Caryophyllales, Amaranthaceae.
UUGCCCGUCAGCUGCACCGCUCACGUAAAUCGAGGCGUUCGGUGGUGCUACAAAAAAAAGAUGACAAGUACAACGACGACAAGGAGAAGAAGAGGCGAGAAUUUCUCGGUGGAUUGGGUGAUGGGCGGGACAGCUGCAAUGGUGGCGAAGACAGCGGCCGCACCAAUCGAGAGAGUAAAGCUGCUGUUGCAAAAUCAGGGGGAAUUGUUAAAAAGAGGGCGUCUUAAUACUCCUUAUCUUGGUAUUUCUGAUUGCUUCAAAAGGGUUUUUCGUGAAGAGGGUGUUCUCGCUUUUUGGAGGGGUAAUCAGGCUAAUGUCAUCCGUUAUUUCCCUACUCAGGCUUUCAACUUUGCAUUCAGAGGGUAUUUCAAGAGUCUAUUUGGACGUUCAAAGGAGAGAGAUGGUUACAUGAAAUGGUUUGCUGGAAAUGUAGCUUCUGGUAGUGCUGCUGGAGCAACUACUUCAUUGUUUCUUUAUCAUCUGGACUAUGCACGUACAAGACUCGCUACUGAUGCACAGGGAUAUUCUGUGGAUGGACAACGACAGUUUAAAGGAAUGCUUGAUGUUUACCGUAAAACAUUGUCAACCGAUGGAAUUGCAGGGCUUUAUCGAGGAUUUGGAGUAUCAAUUAUUGGAAUUACUCUUUAUCGGGGAUUGUACUUUGGAAUAUAUGACACGGUGAAGCCCCUUAUUCUGGUUGGGCCGCUUGGGGACAAUUUCUUUGCUAGCUUUUUCUUGGGUUGGGGGGUGACAACUGUUUCUGGAAUUUGUGCCUAUCCGUUUGAUACCUUGCGAAGGAGGAUGAUGCUUACAUCUGGGCAAUCUGUAAAAUACCGUAAUACAUUACAUGCAUUACGUGAGAUUAUUCAUCAUGAAGGGGUUUCUGCUCUCUUCCGGGGUGUCACUGCAAACAUCCUUUUGGGUGUAGCAGGGGCUGGAGUGCUGGCAGGCUAUGAUAAGUUGCACCGCAUCGCUUAUGGACAUGGCUAUAGGUUUGAAUCGCACCAUAAGCUAUGACACAGAAAUGUAUACGAUUCCUGCACCUGUACAGCUCCAGUAUUAUAUUAUUCGAAGUCGGUGAACGGAUUGAAGUUGUUGGAAGGAAAGAUUAAAGUUAAAUUUGUAGGAAAAUUAGUCUCAUUGAAUGUUCGUGCUGAUGCCCAUUAUUGAGGCUUCCUCAACUGUAUCAUAUGCAUAGUUUUACCAGACUUAUCAAUGGAAUUGCUUCGCGUUUAUCCCAAAGUGUACAAAUGCUUUCUUGUUCAUAUUAAUAUAAUCUUGCUAGUUCAUCCAGGGAA